Messenger RNA from Coffea arabica (coffee), 852 nucleotides. The record is from RefSeq and is a predicted model, not a curated record. NCBI's taxonomy places the organism in Eukaryota, Viridiplantae, Streptophyta, Magnoliopsida, Gentianales, Rubiaceae.
AUGGAAUCCCCUUUGGUUACUUGGGUCGGUAUCACUUUUGGCGUCUUGUUUUCUUUAUUUGUUGUUGAAUCCCAAAAUGUAGACACUGUAGCACCACCUCCGUCUCCACCGCCUCCGCCAUCUCCUGCACCUCCACCUCCACCUCCACCUCCACCGCCUCCGCUAUCUCCACCCCCGCCAUCGGCCCCACCUCCACCUCCUCCCUUUCAUCCGCCUCCGUCACCUCAUCCACACUCUCCUCCACCACCGCAAAAGGGCCUCCCUCCAGCUCCUCCAAAGAAUAAUAACUCAGAUAGAAAUCAUACCAAACAUGAGAAGCCCCAUGCUAAACUAAACCCACCACCGCGGAAAGAGAAAAGACCGCCACCAGCACCAGCACCACCACCAAAAGAGAAAAGGCUCAAUUUUGGCAAGAAAAUCGGACUAUUUUUCAUCGGUAUUGCAACAAUCUUGCAGGCUUGGUACUUGUAUGAGGAUAUGCAAACAAAGAUUGCGGGGCUUAGUUGGCAAAAUGUAUGGAUGAAAAAGGAAUACAUGUCUGUUCUCGUUUCUGCAUCCCCUGAAUGCAAACAUCUUGAACAGUAUGUUCCUGUUAGAGGAUCUUGGCUAUGGGAUUUGGGUAGCCCUUCGCAGAUGAAUAGGGAUACUUCUUAUUGGCUGCCGGUGUGUGCCAUAAAAUGCUUCCAUGUGAAUGCUGGAGAGGUUGCCUUAUCAUCUUCAUAUUCAGUCACCUAUCAGCCAAUUACUUCCAGCAGAAAGAUCCGUCUGCUUCAAGUCACUAACAAUCGAUUCUUAAAUGUUCAACGUAAUUGCUUAAGGGCAGGCAUUGGUAGGGCCUGUGAUUCUAGAUAG